AAAUAUAUUGAAGCUAUUAUUUAUUACAGCUGAAUCAUAUAAAAAUCAAUAUUUAUAUCUGAGACAUUUUCUGACAAAACAUAUCUGAUCAAAAUGUCUGUAAAUAUACGCUGUGCUACUACAGAAGACUUGCUGAAUAUACAGCAUUGCAACUUACAAUGUUUACCUGAAAAUUAUCAAAUGAAGUAUUACUUGUAUCAUGCUCUCUCUUGGCCUCAAUUGAGUUACGUAGCCGAGGAUGAGAAAGACAGGAUAGUGGGAUAUGUGCUUGCCAAGAUGGAAGAGGAUUGCGAAGACAAUCCUCAUGGACACAUUACCAGUUUAGCUGUGAAACGUUCUCACCGUAGACUAGGUAUUGCUCAGAAGCUGAUGAACCAAGCGUCUAGGGCGAUGGUCGAAUGUUUUGGUGCGAAAUACGUUUCACUGCACGUUCGCAGAAGCAAUCGUGCGGCUCUCAACUUGUACACCAGCAGCUUGCAGUUUGAAGUGUCGGAAGUAGAACCUAAAUACUAUGCGGACGGCGAAGAUGCUUACGCUAUGAAGCGAGAUUUGACCAGCUUUCAUCACGAGAAGGCUCUAAGGGAUAGAGCACAUAAAGAGGGCAAUGUUCACACGCUACUCGGCAGAAUUCGGAUCGAUUCUUGAACCACUUGCUUUACGUUAAGCAAACUUAAGAAUAUACCUCUCCUGCAGGUUGUCUUAAAGAUUAUAAAACUAAUAAGGCCUUAGUAUAUGAAUAAAAGUCGGUUCUUCAGUUCCGUCAAUUCUCGGCAUGUAUAACAUACAUCAAUUUUCUCUUUUUCUUCGAAAUUUAUAAAAAUUGACACAUUAUUGAUCACGUCAAUGAGUACAACUAAACAACUAAUUGUUAACUAAAUAUUAGAAAAGACUAAAUUACACUAACAAAACGGUUAGAUGAAUCUGUAUUUCUUAAAUGAUUAUAUACUGAUGAGAUAUAUGUAUAUACAUAUAUAUAUUAUAUAUAAAUACACAUCAAAGCGUCUGACUUGGUAUAUUAAUAUUUUUUGUAUUCAUGAUUAUGUAAAGAGUACCUAUUGCCAAUUUUCGCGAUGGCAUAAGAUUGGAGCACUUUGGGAUUGUUGUGGGUUUUUUAGUUGAUAAUUUCAUCAAUCGCGAACGAUUCGACCCAUACUAUAAAAUGUGUAGUUAGGAAAUUAUAAAGAAAUAAAGGUAUUUAUGAAAAGGUUA
Molecule: messenger RNA, 1209 nt
Organism: Pseudomyrmex gracilis
Lineage: Eukaryota; Metazoa; Arthropoda; Insecta; Hymenoptera; Formicidae
Gene: vnc
Product: N-alpha-acetyltransferase 10
Exons: 1
Coding region: 94-645 (183 amino acids)
Biological process (GO): N-terminal peptidyl-glutamic acid acetylation
Cellular component (GO): NatA complex
Molecular function (GO): protein N-terminal-serine acetyltransferase activity; protein-N-terminal-glutamate acetyltransferase activity
Source: RefSeq, a predicted model, not a curated record